AUGAAGACGACAAGAGAGUUUGUCUUUGAAUCACUGGGUGAAGGAGCCUACGUGGAAGUCUCGUGCCACGAUACGCUGGCGAAGGUGCGGGAGUUGAUUUUGGAGGAAUUGGACCCAGAACAGCUUUGCGACAACGAUUUUGUCUUCAAGGUCAAUGGGAGCAUUCGUAUCUCGACCAAGCAAGAAGGGAGCAGAAAGGCCUUUGCCUUGCUGGACGCCAAGGCCAAGGUGGAACUCGUUCCCAAAAGCAUCAAGCGAAAAUGUAAGGAACCGCACCUCGACGGUGAUUCUUCCACAGCGUCAUCAUCCGUUUCAGAAGCAAAGCGAAGAAAACAAAACACCGACGCCACAGUUACACCUUUGAACCAAGAUACGAAACCAUUAGGAGACAAGCGCAACAAUGGUGCAUCAUCCGAUACUAGACUAGAUCCUAUGCAGUUGGAUGAAAGGUUUUCCACAUCAUCAUCAUCGUCAUCAUCAUCAUCGUCGUCGUCCUCAUCUCAUGGUCAUGAAACGAGAUUGCAAUCAUUGAAUACACCACAGCACCACCGACAACAAGAGGCAUCCAAAAAAAAUUAUAAUAAUAAAGAUAGUGACGACGAGGACUACAUUUCAUCACCGGAAGGAUCGACAGCGGAAGCCAAGCCCAACAGCAGACCACAGGAAAUAAAGAAACGAUCAUCAUCUCGAAAUACUGAAGAUGCUGUUGAGGACAAUGGUAAUGCUGGUGUGAAUGAUGAUUUUGGUAUUGACGAUAAUGAUUUUGAUUAUGUUGAUGAUGCCGAGGACGAAUUGCUCCAAGUGAUUGAAACCACCAAUCCUCACCAAAUCGCAGACGAGGCAAAGGAAAAGAGUGCCGACGUAUUGGACAAGCUUGCCUCCAUUCUGCAGGAGAAUCCUCUCUUUUGUUCGCAAGUCCGUCGAAAGGAUUGGCUGGACGAAAUUCAGGAGCUCAAGGAUUCUGAGGCUCCAAGGACAGUUUUUGGAGUAUUGGGAAAUACAGGAGUUGGGAAAUCGUCCCUCUUGAAUGCCAUUCUAGAUGAAGCAGCCGUCCUUCCUACUUCAGGUAGUCGUGGAUGCACGGCAGCAGUAGUGGAAUUGGUCUAUCAUUCGGAACUCGACGCGGAAGAUGAUGGCAGUACUCCACAGAGAACGGUUCCAGUCUAUCAAGGAUCCGUCGAAUUCAUGACGCUGGAGGACUGGAAGAAGGAACUCAAGAUUUUGGUGGAAGAAUGUUCCACACAAGAAAAGACAAUCUAUGUACGACCUCCGGAUGAAACGAACGCUGCUGCAGCAGCUGCGGCAUGGCAAAAGAUUGAACAAGUCUACGGUAGGGAUAGCAUGAAGGACUACCACGGAAAGCAUUCGGAUUAUGUCUUUACGCGAUUGGCCAACAAUCCUCGCGUCCGAGUCAUGCUGACAUCUUCAACUCCUGGACAAGCGUACAAUGUGAUCAAAGUUCAAGUAGGAGAGUCGGUGGUUGGGUCCGAAGAAGCCAAGGACUUUUUGAAACCAGCCAGCGAGAUGAGUCGCAGGGUCCGCCGCAAAAAGGACAAAUUGGCACAAAACUUUCGCAAGCAAAUCAAUUCGUACGUCUACCGCAAAGGCAAUGGCUCGGAACCACAAACCUGGCCAUUGAUUCGCAAAGUGCAGCUGAAAGGACCAUGGUCCGUCUUGAAUACGGGGGCGGUGCUGGUCGAUUUGCCGGGUGUCCGUGACAGCAAUGCAGCCCGCGCCAAGGUGGCCCAAAAUUAUCUGCAGAAUUGCAAUCAGAUUGCCAUUGUCGCGCCCAUCAAACGGGCUGUGGACGAUGGGACCGCCAAGGAAUUGUUGGGCGAACAAUUCAAGAGGCGACUACUAAUGGACGGUCAGUAUGGAAAUGUAUUCUUUAUUUGUACCCAAACCGAUGAUUUGGAGGCCACAGAAACCAUGCGAGAUCAUGCAGAUGUUGCUCAGCAAGUACCAGGGAGAUGGGAGAAGAUGGAAGAGCUUGCCAAUUCCAUUUCGAUGAUUGAGAACGAGCUGAAUGAUCUAAAAGAGGAAGAAGACGAGCUGAAGAGUAAAGUUGAGGAGCUGAAAGAGCAGUGCAAGGAAGCAAAAGCAGACUGGGACGAGGGAGAAAAGGAACAAGCCGAUGAAGAAACCAUGGAUAAUCUAAAGGCUGUUGUCGAUUCGCAAGAGGCGUCGCUCCAACAGGCGCAGCACGAUGCCUCCAGUUGGGCGGAACGAAAUGAGCAAAUAAUGGACAAACUUCAAGCCAAAUGCGAGAGAAUGCAGAAGAAACUCAAGCCCAUGUGUGCUAAUGUUCGCAAUGAGUACAGCAAGUCGUGUCUUCAGGAAGAUUUUCGCAACGGCCUGAAAGCCUUGUACAACAACGAUGAUGGCGACGGAGACAAUGCUGCUGCCGCUGCUUCAAGAAAUAAGACUCAAAAUGUGCUGCCCGAUGACUACAACAUGGAUGUCUUUUGCAUUUCGUCGAACGAUUAUCUCAAGCUCAUGGGAAUCAAAAGCAAUAAUGAUGGUCAGGCAAACACCUUCUCUUGUCAACGCGAUACCCAGAUUCCUCAAUUGCGAUCUUUUGUCCAUGAGACCACUGCAAGAUUUUGUGAGACACAUGCAAAGUCUUUUGUCGAAAAUACAAACGAUAUUCUUGAUAGAAUGAAGCUGUUGGCAACCGAUGCAUCGAGUGUCCCGACGGGACGAACUGCUUACAAGAUGAAGUCUCAGUUCGAGGCAGUAAUGAAGGUGCUCGAUGAAAAGCUGAAACCAGUGUCGGACAGCUUCAAAACAUCCCUCGAUAGAACUAUACAAGUUUCGCUAAUGCCAUCUCUUCAGAAAGGGGCAAAAAGUGGCCAAGGAGUUGCAAUGAGCACGGUGGUGUCAUGGGGAUCCAAGAAUCGUCGGACUAAAAAUGAACGCACACCAGAGAAGAACGGGCUCUAUUGGUCUACAUACCAGGCAGUCUUGAGACGCAGUGGGCAAUACACUUCGGCGGCAGCUGGACAAAUAGAUUUCAACCAAGAGUUGUGCGAUCCGAUGGAAAAAGAGUUCUCGACCGAUUGGCAAGCUGUACUCGAUUCUACCAUUAAAAAGCUAUUGAAAACAGCGGAAAUAAGCGUAGCGCAGCUAUGCAACGAACUUACUCAGCGACUGGCUAACAGUUUCGGAGAAGGCGGCAUGGAUAGUUCUCGACUAAUCACCAUGGUCACCACGGCCAAUCGGUCUUGCAUGACAGCCUUGAAAGCCGCCUUUCAGCAAAUGCUGUCCAUGGCGGUAGAAUCUCAACGAAACCUCAGCCGAACAUUGCUUCCAGCGGUGCAAACAAGUAUGAGCGUCGCCUAUAUAUCUUCCCUCAAUGUACAAAGAGGACCUGGAAGCUUCAUGCGUAUGAAAGGGGCCAUGUCAUCCCAUUCGCAAACGGCUGUGGAUGGAAUGUUCUUGGAAGCCAUGAAUGAUCUGCAGGAUGGAGUUGUUGGAUUGAUUGGUGAUCUUGCGAAACUGAUUGCAGCAUCCAGUGAAGUCGUCCGUAAGAGUAUGGAAAACGUGUUUUCAAUUUGCUGGGAGGAUCAGUCGGCUGGAAAUAAGCAGGAGUUGAUGGAUCCAGUGAUGCAGCAAAGGAUCCGUGAGUGCAGGGAUGCGCUAUUACCUCACUUUCAGAAUUUGGGUGCAAUUCAGCUAAGCGCAUGUAAGUUGAUUGGUAUUGAACGAGAAGAAGUUGAGCUUGAUGUAAUGGGCGUGGAAACUCUGGAUCAAAGCCUAGAACGAAAACUUGAGGAAGCAAAGAAGAAAGGAGAUGUCUUUGAUUUAUGCGAUUCGGACGCGGAAGUUCCCGUAGUCCCGAAACGAAGAAUCAAGUCGGACCCUGAAACUGCAACAGCAUCAGUCGCCCGAGCAUCAACGCACGAAUUGAUCGACCUUUGUGAUUCGGAUGAUGACUGGGAAGCUCCUGCAGCAAGAAGUGGAUUAUCUGCGAAGAAAGCUUCGCUUUUAAUGAAAUCAGAAAUGCUGUGA
This is a messenger RNA of Cylindrotheca closterium, 4011 nucleotides long. The record is from the annotation of a GenBank genome assembly. Lineage: Eukaryota; Bacillariophyta; Bacillariophyceae; Bacillariales; Bacillariaceae.